AUGGCUCAGAGCAACGAUCCUUCAAAUAUUGUUCGUCCCAAUGGUUUAUCACAAGAUGCUCAAGGUCAUUGGUAUGAAUUAGGUUCGCCGACUCAAGUUUUACUUGAACAACAACAAAACUUGAAUAAUAAUAAGAAGCAUUCAAAGAAGAAAAAACGCCAUGGUAAUCGAAAACAACAACACCAACGACGCAGACUACGCCGUCAACAAAAAAAACAGAAUAAUACUACUACAAAUCAUACGGAUCAAGGUAUUUUAAUUGUGAUAGACGAUACAGACGAUAAUCCAGAAGAAGAUGGUGAAGAACAGCCAAUUCAACAAAACGUACAGCACAACCAACAUAGAACAGGAUUAGAAAAUAAACGUAAGCGGCAAGAAAUUAAUGAAGAUGAUAUUCAAAUCAGUCGAUCUUUCAAUCAAUUAUCAGUAUCACAAAGAAAUUUAAAAAAGACAAAGUCAACAACGGGAAAUAAUUCAUCGAAUAACGAAAUAUCGAAUGUAGUCACUGAUGCUAAUGAAAAA
Rotaria sordida is the source of this 522-nucleotide messenger RNA. The record is from the annotation of a GenBank genome assembly. Lineage: Eukaryota; Metazoa; Rotifera; Eurotatoria; Philodinida; Philodinidae.